Messenger RNA from Argentina anserina (silverweed cinquefoil), 1673 nucleotides. RefSeq names its product L-ascorbate oxidase homolog. The record is from RefSeq and is a predicted model, not a curated record. NCBI's taxonomy places the organism in Eukaryota, Viridiplantae, Streptophyta, Magnoliopsida, Rosales, Rosaceae. Bases 8 to 1639 code for a protein of 543 amino acids. The transcript is spliced from 8 exons. Gene Ontology annotation, molecular function: oxidoreductase activity; copper ion binding.
UUCUCAUAUGGGAGGGACUCUACACAAGUGUGUCUUGUGUCUUGUUGUUGCUUUGCUUAAUGUGAGCUUCACAAACGGGGAAGAUCCGUACAGGUUCUUCAACUGGACUGUCACCUAUGGUGAUAUCUAUCCCCUUGGUGUGAAACAACAGGGAAUAUUGAUAAAUGGGCAAUUCCCAGGGCCACAGAUUGAUUCUGUCACCAAUGAUAACCUUAUUAUCAGUGUCUUCAACAGUUUGGAUGAACCUUUUCUCAUUUCUUGGAAUGGUGUGCAGCAGAGAAGGAACUCAUGGCAAGAUGGGGUCUUUGGCACAAAUUGUCCCAUUCCACCAGGACAGAACUUCACCUAUAUUCUCCAAGUCAAGGAUCAGAUUGGAAGUUACUUUUACUUUGCCUCCCUUGGCUUCCACAAAGCUGCAGGAGGGUUUGGGGGUAUCAAAAUCGUAAGCCGGCCUCGAAUUCCAGUGCCUUUUCCUCCUCCUGCUGGAGAUUUCACCAUUCUGGCUGGGGACUGGUUUAAGCAAAAUCACACUGAUUUGAAGGCAAUUUUAGAUGGUGGGAAUAAUCUUCCCUUCCCCGACGGACUGCUCAUCAAUGGCCGCGGAUCAAAUGGGAAUACAUUUACAGUUGAUCAAGGUCAAACUUACAGGUUCAGAAUAUCAAAUGUUGGAAUUGCAACUUCCAUCAAUUUCAGAAUCCAAGGUCACAAGAUGUUACUGGUUGAGGUGGAAGGCAUUCACACCUUGCAAAAUACUUACAGCUCUCUCGACAUUCAUUUGGGGCAGUCUCUCUCUGUUCUGGUGGUAGCUGAUCAACCACCACAAGAUUACUACAUUGUCGUCUCUACGCGUUUCACUUCACAAGUGCUAUCUGCAACCUCCAUUCUUCACUACAGUAACUCGGCAGGAAGCGUUUCUGGUCCUCCACCUGGUGGCCCAACUACUGAGGUCGACUGGUCUCUUGAACAAGCUCGAUCUUUCAGGAGGAAUUUGACAGCAAGCGGACCAAGGCCUAACCCUCAAGGCUCAUAUCACUAUGGAUUGAUCAACAUCACCAGGACAAUCAGGCUUACAAACUCUGCUCCGAUAAUCAAUGGCAAGCAAAGAUAUGCUGUGAAUAGUGUCUCCUUCCUCCAACCUGAUACACCACUAAAACUUGCUGACUACUUCAAGAUCUCUGGAGUGUUCUCCACUGGAAGCAUCUCGGAUAACCCCACUGGUGGUGGUGGUUAUCUCCAGACUUCUGUAAUGCAUGCUGAUUUCCGAGCCUUUGUUGAAUUUGUGUUUGAAAAUCCAGAGGAUACUGUGCAGUCAUGGCACCUUGAUGGUUAUAGUUUCUUUGUUGUUGGUAUGGAUGGUGGACAGUGGACACCAGCAAGCAAAUUAAGAUACAAUCUGCAGGACACUGUUUCUCGUUGCACCGUUCAGGUGUAUCCCAACUCAUGGACUGCAAUUUAUGUGCCUCUGGACAAUGUGGGAAUGUGGAAUGUGAGGUCUGAGAAUUGGGCUCGACAGUACUUAGGCCAGCAGUUCUAUCUUCGUGUAUACUCUCCAGUAAAUUCAUGGAGGGAUGAAUAUCCUAUUCCGAAGAAUGCUCUUCUGUGCGGCCGGGCAUCAGGCAGGCGAACUCGGCCUCUGUAAGAAAAAAGGGGCGCAUCAUUGUAAUGUACGUAAA